AUGGAGACCUAUAAUUACACUUCAGUGACUGAAUUUGUUCUCUUGGGUUUGACUAGCCAGUUGGAUAUACAGCCAGUCAUUUUUGGGGUCAUCUUUGCUAUGUACCUAAUUACUAUAGUGGGGAAUUCCAUGAUCAUUACUGUAACCUGGAUAGAUCCCAAACUCAAGACUCCCAUGUAUUUCCUGUUGAGUCAGCUCUCCAUCAUUGACAUCUGCUUCACCACCAUCACUGUUCCCCAGUUGCUGAUUCACACCUUCUCCCGAAGCAAGACUAUCUCCUUUACUCAAUGUAUGACUCAGGUCUUUUUCUUUGUAGCUGUGGGCAACAUGGAAGGUUACUUACUGGCAACUAUGGCCUAUGACCGUUACGUGGCUAUUUGCAAUCCUCUGCGCUAUGGGGCCAUCGUGACCCAGAAGUUUUGUGUUUCUAUAGUCCUGGUGUCUUGGCUCCUCAUGUUCUUGAAUUCCCUUUUACAUACCAUCCUUGUCUCAAGACUUAAUUUUUGCAGUAACCACAUUUUGCACUUCUUCUGUGAUCUCCCUCCCCUCAUGCAACUCUCUUGCUCACGCCCUUUCAUUAAUGAGAUAAUUAUUUUAACAGAAGGAGUUGCAGCAACCCUCUCCCCAUUUGUUUUUAUUCUGGCCUCUUAUGUGUGCAUUGCUGUCACUGUGCUUGGUCUACGUUCAACUGCAGGCUUACGCAAGGCUGUCUCCACAUGUGGCUCUCACAUAGUGGUAGUGACAUUAUUCUAUGGAACUAUUAUCCGGCUCUACUUCCAACCAGUCAGUAGCUACACCUUGGACCGGGAUCGGCAGGUGGCAGUCUUCUAUACAGUGGUUACUCCUAUGCUGAAUCCUAUCAUCUAUAGCCUGAGGAACCAGGAGGUAAAAGGUGCUCUUCAGAGAACGUUGAGGAAGCUACAACCCAAAUCACUAUCUUCCCAGAGCCUCAGAGAACUAGACUUCAAACAACAGGCAUCACCCUCAGCUUCAGUGGUGUCAGUACAGCAGUGUUCUGUCUGCUGGAGUAGUUCUGAAAAGAAAGGAGACCAAAUUUUGCACUCCAACUUCAGCAAGUGUCCAAAUCAUUCUUUUAACCAAGCAAAGACAAGUGAAGUGAUACCAUCUUUGGAGUGUUCUAUCCUUAUACUCAGGUCCUCAGACCCCAGCACUUAA
Molecule: messenger RNA, 1176 nt
Organism: Monodelphis domestica (gray short-tailed opossum)
Lineage: Eukaryota; Metazoa; Chordata; Mammalia; Didelphimorphia; Didelphidae
Product: olfactory receptor 1L1-like
Biological process (GO): G protein-coupled receptor signaling pathway
Cellular component (GO): membrane
Molecular function (GO): olfactory receptor activity; G protein-coupled receptor activity
Source: RefSeq, a predicted model, not a curated record